Molecule: messenger RNA, 1842 nt
Organism: Andrographis paniculata
Lineage: Eukaryota; Viridiplantae; Streptophyta; Magnoliopsida; Lamiales; Acanthaceae
Exons: 1
Coding region: 458-1651 (397 amino acids)
Source: RefSeq, a predicted model, not a curated record
UAAGGUCAAUUUUUGCCUGCACUACGAUCGUUCUUUUAGAAUUUUGAAGCAGAGAGCACGGUUCUUAUAUCUUUUUAUUUUUAUAAUAUUUUAUUUGGAUGGAAUCAAAGUGAUUAAAUUAUUUAAAUAAAAUUAAAAUUGAUAAUUAUGAAAUUAAAAUUGAUUUUUCUUAAAUUAGUUGCCCUAAACCUAAACCUACCUAGACAGUCCACAGGCUCCAACUCUGUCUCCCCCAAUCCCAAUCCCCAUUUUCGUCUUCUCAAUUCCAUCUUCUUCUUCCUCCUCCUUCGCCCCGUCGCUGCUGCUGCCAUUGUUUUCCCACUCACAGCCAGCGAUUCAAACCGACGAGUCGCCGGUCUGGACCGGCGGUUCGAACCCGCCUGAGCAAGUCUAGAAAAAGUCCGUCUCCGUCCCCAAACACCCAACAAAUCUGCUUUCUGGUACGCAGGCGGCGGCCAUGGACGCUGUCGCUUCCUUGCUCACCUCCAAGCUCUCCCCGCCUCUCUAUUCACCAAAGCAGUCCAUCUCAUCGUUCAGGCAUUUCCACGAACAGGUUAACUGCAGAAACUCUUGUUCCAAUAACAACAAAAUUAGGGUUACCGCUGCUGUUUCUCUCAAUUACCCCCUUUCAGUCGUCCCUGAAUUUCGGUCCGCUUCAAUCUUCUCCCACAAUAACAACAGGAUUUCACCUUCCCUGAAAUGCCGUUAUUCGAGUUCGAUGACUCCGAAUCCAAUUUCAGGUUUGUUCAAUCGCCGUUCCCUGGAGUCUCUGAAACACAAAAUUUCUCAGCUAACUCCAAUCGACGUCUGCAAAUGGUGUUUGCUGUUCUCCGCCAUAACCGCCGCACUCAAAUGGAGUACAAGCGUGUUCUUUAAUCCAUUCGUCUGGAUGUACUUCAGCAUGACGUGGUUGUUCUGGCCAUGGAUGGCGGCGCUCGCCCUAGCAGGCUUCGGCAUUUACAGCCUCAACAAGCAUUUGAGGGGAGAAUCCACCGUCUUCCACCAGCUCGCCGUCGUCACAUCCGCCAUAACCUGGCUCACCUUAGUUCCUCCGGCGCAUUUUAAUGGCUUCCUCGAAGGAUGGCCCUUCGUAUUCUUUGCAGUCUACCAUUACUUCUUCUUCCUCAACGUCAGUGUCAGGAAGCGUUUGUAUGGCGAUUUAGAGCCUCGGGAGCACGACGGAAAGUGGGAUAUUAGCCUCCCUGGUUUCGAAAAGCUUCUGUUUUGCGCCGGAGUUAUGGUCGGCCAUUGCCUGGCGGCGUUCGAGGGGCCGGAGCUGCACCUUAUACAGGGAGGGUGGAUUAAUGUGGCUAUAUGGUUGUUGAUUGGAUUAACUAUUUUUAUGCAGUAUCAUUCAACGUUGUACUUGGCGAAUUAUUCGGAGAAAGUGGUUGUUCCGACUGCUGUUGUUCAAUUUGGGCCUUACAGAUUCGUUCGCCAUCCGAUUUAUGCUUCUACGAUGCUCCUGUUUGUGACAUACUUUGCUGCCCUCAGAGCACCCUUGAGUGUGCUGUUUAUUGUUGCUGUUUGUUUGCUGUAUUAUGGUCGGAAAGCGAAGUUGGAGGAGGCCGCGAUGCAGGAGACUUUUGGCGAGAGGUAUAGUGAGUACGCCGAGAAGGUGCCGUACAAGUUAAUCCCUUUUGUUUACUAGUUUAAAAAAUUGCUAGAUUAUCUAUGUCUAGAUCGUUCUUUUGUUUGAUGGCUUCUUGAUAAUUUUGGUCGAUAGUUGAGUCUUGGUUGGAAUAUGCAUUGUGAUCGUUCUUGGCUUUUUGAGUCUGAGUGUGAUUUGCUCUAUGUUAUGAAGUGAUUUUCAUUAUUAGAAGAUGGAGCUUCGACAUUAAA